ACCCUCUCAUCUCUGCCACGUGUCGAAUACAUCUGGCUUUCCACUUCCUUUCCAGCAAAAGGCAGAAGCCUCUCUGUCUCUUGUUCUUAGCUGCUUUUGCAGGCCUCCGAAUUUCAGAUCGUCAAAACCUCCGGGUAUCUGCAUAUGCAGAUUUCGUCCAGCGGUCUGUAAGGUUAUUGAAAUUGGGAGGAACUCAAAUUCUGCGCCUGCGGUUUUAGUGGAUUUCGGAAUUCGAAAGGAUGGCGUGCAGAGGGUGCUUGGAAUGCCUCUUGAAGCUUCUGAAUUUCCUGCUUGCAGUCAGCGGAUUGGCAAUGGUGGGUUACGGGAUCUAUUUGUUGGUCGAAUGGAAGAAGUAUUCUGAUGUCGAUCCAGUCUCGCCCGUGGGUGCAGAGGAUCUUGAAUUUAUAACUCUCGGUCGGCCGAUGCUGCUGGUCGCAUCUCUAUCGACGAGUAUUCUCGACAAGCUUCCGAGAGCUUGGUUCAUUUACUUAUUUAUCGGCGUUGGAGUUAUUCUCUUUGUCAUAUCUUGUUUUGGUUGUAUUGGAGCAGUAACUAGGAAUGGAUGCUGCCUGACCUGUUAUUCUGUACUGGUGAUCUUGUUGAUCUUAGCAGAGCUAGGAUGUGCAGCUUUCAUAUUCUUUGACCACAGCUGGAAAGAGACAAUUCCAAUUGACAAAACUGGAGAUUUUGACAUGAUCUACAGUUUCUUGGAGAAGAACUGGAAAAUAGCCAAAUGGGUCGCUCUAGGAGCUGUUGUUUUGGAGGCGUUAACAUUCUUGUUAGCUCUUAUUGUAAGGGCAGCCAACAGGCCAGCAGACUAUGACAGUGAUGAUGAGUACAGUGCCCCUAGGCCCAACAUCCGUCAGCCAUUGAUAAACAGGCAAGGUGCUCCAACAACUGGGGUGCCGGUAGCUGGGGGCCUAGAUCAGCGUCCAAGCAGGAACGACGCGUGGAGUACACGGAUGAGGGAAAAGUACGGGCUCGAUACCUCCGAAUUCACAUACAACCCCACGGAGUCAAACAGGUAUCAACAGGGAGCCGCACCACCGGCAGAAGAAAAGAGGCGAUGCAUCAUAAUGUGAAAUAGUGGCACUGAAAUUCUUGAGAGUGGAUUUUACUGACGUUGGUGUGCAUUCUGAUCUUCUCCUGAAUUCUUAUCUUUUCCCACUCUUUGGGUUGUGUAGAAUUAGACAAUUUUAAGAAGCUUCCACCUUUAAUUUCA
Messenger RNA from Magnolia sinica, 1222 nucleotides. Its product is annotated as tobamovirus multiplication protein 2A. The record is from RefSeq and is a predicted model, not a curated record. Bases 240 to 1082 code for a protein of 280 amino acids. Lineage: Eukaryota; Viridiplantae; Streptophyta; Magnoliopsida; Magnoliales; Magnoliaceae. Gene Ontology annotation, cellular component: membrane. The transcript has 7 exons.